UAUGCAAUGAAAAUAGUAUUUAAAUAUGUGCGAGUGCAUGUGGCAAUUAAAAACAGCGUAAAGAAGGAAAACAAACAUUUGGUUGGCCACUGAGAGUAUGCAUUAUGUAACAGGAAGCUGGUGAAGAGCCCUUAAAAGGCAGGCAGCAUGAACUUAGACAGCAAAUCUCAGUGCACUCAUGGAGUACACACUGGUUAUCAUACUGCUCUUCUUCUUGGCAGGACCAUGUUUGUCUCUGCCUGGUCAGAUUUCCUCUCAGUCAAAUUUUGGAGCAAGAAGACAAAGGAGAAGCUACUCUGAUGAUAUUGAUGAAAACACUCCAAUUGCAAUGGACAGGAUCAUAGAUGUAAAUGACUAUCAAGGUGUCAUUUCCGUGGAUGGCACCAACCUCAGAGAAGGAGAUAUCGCCGUGUCCAGCAGGAGUCAGAAGAACUGUUUUGCCAGAAGCUGCUUGUGGACCAAAUCUGUAGAUGGAAAAGUGUACAUUGCAUACUCAGUGUCUCAUGCGUACAGCGAGGACGACGUGGAGAACAUUAAGAAAGGCAUGAAGCUCAUUGAACAUGACACUUGUGUGCGCUUCGUGCCCAGAACUCACCAGAGGGACUACCUGGAUAUUCAGCCCAAAACAGGGUGCUGGUCAUAUCUGGGAGCACGUGGUGGUAGACAAACCAUUUCUCUCCAGACGCCCGAGUGCACCGGGUCAGGGGUCACCGUCCAUGAGCUAAUGCACGCCUUGGGCUUUGUUCACGAGCAAUCCCGAGCUGACCGGGACAAGUACGUCACCAUCAUGUGGUCCAAUAUAUGGAAAGACCGGCUGAGGAAUUUUGAAAAGUUUAAAGCAAACAACCUGGACACCCCCUACGACUACAGCUCUAUCUUGCACUUUGGAAAGUAUGCCUUCUCUGAGGAUGGUGAACCUACUAUUGUACCAAAAAGAAACUGGAACGUGAAGAUUGGACAGAGAUUUGGACCCAGCGACUUGGAUAUAAUGAAGAUUAAUAGAAUGUAUAAAUGUAAUGCAUAAUAAAAUCCAUUUACAGUAAUGAUCCAUCACAUGGCUAAAAGUCUGACAUUAUUAAUGCUUUUACUUCUUUUAAUUUUUAAGGAAAACGGCUGAUUGUGAAGAUUGCUGAUAUAAAAAUUGCUAAUCAAAAAUAAGAACGUUCUUUUGUAACCUGCUGUUUCAGAUAUUUCUAUACUCUUUCUCAUGCUGUUAUAAUGUUGUAUAAACAUUACAUCAAUAAACA
This is a messenger RNA of Onychostoma macrolepis, 1247 nucleotides long. RefSeq names its product high choriolytic enzyme 2-like 2 (gene hce2l2). The transcript has 8 exons. Gene Ontology annotation, molecular function: metalloendopeptidase activity; zinc ion binding. Bases 179 to 1024 code for a protein of 281 amino acids. Lineage: Eukaryota; Metazoa; Chordata; Actinopteri; Cypriniformes; Cyprinidae. The record is from RefSeq and is a predicted model, not a curated record. Gene Ontology annotation, biological process: proteolysis.